CAAACAUACAUACAUACAUAUAUAUAUGUUUGGUUGUAUACACGCAACAAACGUUGCCAGUGUUGUUGUUAUUUUUUUGUUGUUUUUUUUUUGCCGUUGCUGCCAUUUUGUGCCUGCCAGUGCCUUGUGCCCUGUUCCCGCCGUCGAUCAGUUCCCCGUUUCGCGUAACCUUCCGCCCCCCUAAAUCACCCAGACAAACAUACUCCCGCAAUCGCCCCCUAGACUACAUAUAUAUAUAUAUACUCUGUGUUUUGUCUUCUUCGUCUCUGUUGUUGUUUUUGUCGACGCGUUCUAGUCUUUUGCGUUCGCUCUGUUUUACUCGCUCCCGCCCUUCCGCUUUUAUUUGGAGGGAGUUGGUUUACCGCCGCGAUCUGUUUGUUGUUAUAUACCAGUGCCGCCUCCACCACCAAGGAUCAGAAGAAGAAGAGGAAGAUAGAGUUGACGACCACCGUGGACCACAUUUGGCCUAUUAAAUGAACCACUAUUAAUCAGCAUUGUCAGCAGAAGCAGAAGCAGCAGCGACUUCACAUCUUGAAGAAUAGUGGAAAAUUUUCAACAUCAAGUGAAAUUGGUUUUGGUUUUGGCAAGCAAUAGUAAAGCUGCGACGUCAUACUCUUAAGUAAAAGUUUUGGUAGCCAUCGCAGCGGUUGCACCGAAUGCCGAGAUUCUUGGAGCACCCACAGUGGCCGCGUCGUUAUCCACACAAUUCCAUGCGAGUACGCCGCCAUCAGAUUAUCAAAUAAUCCCCAUCCCGCAACACAACUACACACACACAUCCACACCGACACUUUGAUCAACUGUAUCAGGAUAUCCGGAGGAUAAUCGGCAACAUCGGUUGCUGCAUCCCUUCAAGAUGAGUUUCAGUUCGGCCAGUGGCAGGGAGAACAAUGUUCGCAAAUUAUCCUUUCUGGGCUUCAAUACCAAAAAGAAGUCCGGCAAUGAAGAUCCCGAUGAAGUGCUAUUGGACUCGGAAAUGGAAAAAGUCUUUGCUGGGACAAAUGCCCGCAAAGAUAAAUUCGAUGUAACCACAUUUCAGGAUAGCAACCAGCAGCCAAUUGGUUCGCGCAAAAAGAAUAGCAUUCGCACAAAUGAUCUAAACAUUGAGGAGGAUUCGGAAUAUGAAAGCCAAACGGAACCAUUGAAUAAUGCACAAAACUAUGAUGAUAUACCCGAAGAUUUCCCAUUAGUUUCCGAACGAGCUGGACACGGUGAUCAUUCGGAUAAUUCGGCGGAUGAGAAGCAUGUACAAUUCGGUGAUGCGAAAAAGAAAAUUGUUAUCACACCGCCAACUUUGAGCUAUGAUGAUCAACCCACGGAUCAAUCCCACGAACGUAAACGACGAAAAAGCCGCCAUCAGUAUUAUAGACAACGUAAAUUCUCACAUCAGGACAGCGUGGAACCCAAAAAAACAAUCGAGGAAAAUGGUGAUGCAGGUGCGCGUAGGAUCUCUGUGCAGCCUGAGGACACGGCAUUGGAGACAAAUGGCCAAACACCGGCUAAACAGGAAGCUGAUCUCAAUGAAUUGCGAUCACAUCGUUCGGAUGAUCCGCGUGCUAUGAGACGUCAUAAGAUUCAUCAUUCGUCCAUUAAGCUACGUGAAUUGCCGCAAAUAACCAUAUCGCCGUUCCUAAACAAGAAGCCAGAAGUCGAUCAUAGUCCCCAUGAAAUCUUUGUUCAACUGGACGAACUCACUGGAGUGGGUGAAGAUCGUGAGUGGAAGGAAACUGCUCGUUGGAUCAAAUAUGAGGAAGAUGUUGAAGAGGGUUCCGAUCGUUGGGGUAAACCACAUGUUGCCUCUCUCUCAUUCCAUUCGUUGCUCAAUUUGCGUCGCUGCUUGGAAACGGGCGUUGUCCUGUUGGAUCUGAAUGAAAAGGAUCUGCCAGCAGUGGCCUAUCGUGUGGUAGAGCAGAUGGUUAUCGAGGACCUGAUCGAUAUUAAUGACAAGCCAUCGGUUAUGCGCUCAUUGCUCCUGCGCCAUCGACAUGUUAACGAGCAUCAGGGAGUCCUGCCGUUUACAAAGCGCAAAUAUAAUAGCUAUACCAGUCUUCAGUUACUUUGGAUGGGUGCCGAGACCUCACAACUUGUCCAACAGCAACAUCAACAACAUAUGCAACAGCAGCAACAACGAAAGGCUAGACGCAGCAUCUGCGUCACCUCAAGUGCCCCGCCCACGGCAGCAAUGCUCAAUAUGGCAGCAGCAGCAGCCACUGCAGCAGCCAUCGAUCAUCGACGUCACUCGACAAUGUCCUAUCUGGGUAACCUGUCCGGCGGCACCGAUGACAAGAAGAUCAAAAUCAUGCCUGCCAGUGAGAUUGGCGGCAGCAAGCGUAGCAAUGAGCUUAAAAUUGACAUGAAAGAUGACAUGUACUCCUCCUCGCAGGAGGAUCUGAAGAAACUUCAAAAUGACACCAUACUCAAGCGUAUACCAGCUGGAGCCGAGGCCACCACAGUGUUGGUUGGCGCCGUUGAGUUCUUGGAGCAGCCCACUAUUGCCUUUGUACGUCUGUCGGAGGGUGUUCUGAUGCCGACUUUAACCGAGGUGCCAGUACCUGUAAGAUUUAUGUUUGUGCUGUUGGGUCCACGAAACUUUGAUCUGGAUUACCAUGAGGUGGGUCGCUCCAUCUCCACACUGAUGGCUAAUGAGCAUUUCCAUGGCAUUGCGUAUAGAGCAGACGAUCGCAAGGAUUUGCUAUCGGCCAUCAAUGAGUUUCUGGACGAUUCCAUUGUCCUGCCUCCUGGUAACUGGGACCGUCAUGAUCUAUUGCCAUUUGAAGAGCUAAAGGCGAAGAAGGAUUGGAUUCGUACGCGAAAGAUUAAGGCCCUGCAGGUGAAACGCGACAGUGAGAUGAUCAAAAUAGGCAAGGACGAGGAGAAGGCCUUACUGGAGAAGCAAUCGCUGGGCGCUAUUGGUGAUGGCAUGGGCGGCGGCGGUGGCGGUGGUCCAGAUGGCGAUGGUGACGAUGACGACGACAAUGGUCGCAAGAAGAAGAAGCCAAAUCCAUUGGAGAAGACACACCGCCUCUGGGGAGGACUGCGCAAUGACCUGAAGCGACGUAUGCCCAUGUACAAGAGUGAUAUACUCGAUGGCCUCAACACGGAAACUCUGGCAGCAACGAUUUUUAUGUACUUUGCCUGCCUAUCAACAGCCAUUACCUUUGGUGGUCUGGUGUCGGCCAAAACGGACAGCUGGAUUGGCAUUUCUGAGACCCUAAUCUCGUGCUCGCUCGUGGGCAUUGUAUUCCACUGCUUCUCGUGUCAGCCAUUGGUUAUUAUUGGAACAACUGGACCCCUGCUACUCUUCGAUGAGGCUCUGAUGGUAUUUUGCACAGAGAAUAACUUCGACUUUCUCUCGCUGCGCGUCUACGUGGGUCUGUGGCUUAUAAUCAUCGCUCUCUGCGUGUCCGCCUUCGAGGGUAGCGUGUAUGUGCGACUGCUCACACGUUUCACCCAGGAGAUCUUCUCAGCUCUGAUCACGCUCAUCUAUAUUGUGGAGACAAUGAUGAAAUUGGUAUCCAUUUAUAAGCUAAAUCCACUAUUGGCCGACUACAAUUUGCCACCUCCAACGCUUGUUGACCACGAUCAAAAUGGUACAAGCGUCAAUUCUAGUAUCAUUGAGGCGAAUACAACAUCGUCGCCGCCACCUCUGCCUAAGCUUCCCAUCAAUCAACCAAACACUGCACUUUUCUGCACGAUUCUAACCCUAGCCACAUUUGUGGUGGCCUACUAUCUGAAGCUCUUCCGUAAUUCUCAUUUCCUGGGCCGAAACGCUCGUCGUGCGCUUGGCGACUUUGGUGUCCCGCUUUCGAUUGCCAUGUUUGUGUUACUCGACUAUUUGGUGCCAUCGGUGUACACCGAGAAACUGGUUGUGCCUGAGGGUUUGUCCCCCAGUGAUCCCUCGCGACGAGGCUGGUUCAUUGGCUUCAAUGCCACCCAAUCUUGGGUGCCAUUUGCCUGUGUUGUUCCUGCUCUAUUGGUGUACAUCCUAAUCUUUAUGGAAUCACAGAUAUCUGAAUUGAUUGUGGAUAAACCCGAUCGUGGCUUGAAGAAGGGUUCAGGUCUACAUUGGGAUAUUGUAUUGCUGUGCUUAUUGAACACCUUUUGCGGUCUGUUUGGUAUGCCAUGGCAUUGUGCUGCCACGGUACGCUCUGUGACCCAUGUGUCAUCGGUUACCAUUAUGUCACGGACUCAUGCACCCGGCGAAUCGCCACGAAUUAUUGAUGUCAAGGAGCAGCGUCUAUCUGGCUUCUUUGUGUGCGUAUUGAUUGGACUGUCGGUGCUGAUGGCCAAACUUUUACGUCUAAUACCCAUGGCAGUGCUCUUUGGAGUCUUUCUGUAUAUGGGUGUGGCAUCUAUGAGCGGCGUACAGCUAUUCGAACGAAUUCGGUUGUACUUUAUGCCCGUAAAGCAUUAUCCACCUACACCUUAUGUGAAACGUUUGCGUCCUUGGAAAUUGCAUCUCUUUACCACAAUUCAGGUGCUCUGUCUUGUCUUGCUCUGGACAGUCAAAUCAUCCAAAUUCUCACUUGCGUUCCCGUUCUUCCUGAUCAUGAUGGUGCCGAUACGUCAGCGCUUGAAUUCACUAUAUAGUCCGGAGGAGUUACAAGCGCUUGACGGCAGCGAAGUGAAAAACGAUGAGGAUGAGCCUGAUUUCUAUGAACAAACCACCAUACCAGCUUAAAAUUGGUAUAUCCUUAUGACAUUUUCUUAGUCUCACAUACAAAGUAUUAAAGACCAGCUGUAUACUGAGCUGGUUAUAACCACAACAAAACAUCAAAAGCAAAUUCGACAACAACAAACAGCAAAUGCAUAAAAUUUGUGGAAUAACAAAAAAACAAAACAAAACAAAAAAUACAAAAGGAAAAAGGAAAACCACUUAAUUCUGGUGUAAACGAACUACCUGCAAUUAGUAUUUAGGAUACAAAGAAAGUAGCUUACUGAUAACAAGACACACCUGAAUACCCAAAUUUUUGUUUGGGAAGCCUGCACUUUGUGAUUGUAAAAAAUUGUGGUUGAAAUUAAAGAUAAUUUUUUUUUGUCCAAAAACAAGAAAAGCUUGUGCAAAGAAAAAACCAAAAGAACUAAAAAGAGUGUCAGAGCUGAAAUGGAAAAGCAAAACGUUGUACCUAAAAAUAAAAAAAGCAAACAAAAAAAAAGAAGAAAACAAAAAAAAAAACUGAUUCAGCUCAGCAAAGUGAGAAAUAUUUUUUCGAAUUCUACGCGCAAAAAAACUAAAACUUUGUCUGGGAUGUCGCAGCAAGAAAUUAAUAAUUGAACAAAUUGUAAUGGUUACCAACAGUCUAACUUGUUGCCAACAACUAAAUGUACUUUAGCUAAAAGACCUACCUAUUAUUAUUACUAUAACAACACACACAAAUACAUACAUAUAGUAAUAUACAAAUAUAAGACAUAUAUGUAUGUAUGUAUAUAGUCUAUAAUUGUCUACUAGAUGUGCAAAUGCGUACAAGUAAAAGACUCUAAGUUGUUAAGAGUUAGGACUUUCAUUUUGGCCUUAAAAGUAAAGUGUAGAAUAUACAAAGACACAUGAAAACACACACUCCCACAUAAAGAGAGAUGAAAUAUAUUUAUUAGUUGGAUUUCACACAAUGUAUUAUUAGCAAUAAUUGCAAAAACGAGAAUCGGUUUAGUCUCAUCGACAAGAAAAGAGCAAUUGCAAUGGUAAUAAAAGGAGCAGAAGUAGAAAAAUUAACACACACACACACACACACACACUAACAUAUACCUAAACCUAUUUAGCUUCAACUGGCGUAGUGAUAAUUAGUGUCAAACACACACAAAAAAAAAAAUAAAAAAAAAAAACGAAAUAUAUAUAUACAUAUGUAUAUCCUCUAAACUAAUUCUAACAGAAGAAUGAAGGAGAUGAAACCAAACAAAACUACAAAACAUUUGUUUAUAACAAAUAUGUUGACGUACUUCGUUAAGCGCACACUUUAAAAGUGAAAGCUCCGUUGUGACGUAGCCGCUGUAAGUGUUGCCUUCUUUGUAUUGUAGAAAUCAAACACAUACACAUUGUACUUAUACUAUCUACAUACAUACAUACACACACACACACAAAUAUCUAUACUUAUAUAUACAUAUGUAAAAAACAGAGUGUGUCUCAGUGAAAUGCGUUUAGUGCGCACCGAAGUUGAGAGAAUUACCUAAACUAUUAUAAAUUCUAAUUAUUAUAUUAUUAUUAUUAUUAUUAUUUUUUUUUUUUGUAACCUGUAUGUACUUGAAUGUACUUGUACUUAUUCUUAAGUAGUUGUUGUCUAGUAUGUUUUAUUCAAAUUCAAAUAAAUUACAAAUUAUUAAAUUUCAGAA
Molecule: messenger RNA, 6321 nt
Organism: Drosophila willistoni
Lineage: Eukaryota; Metazoa; Arthropoda; Insecta; Diptera; Drosophilidae
Gene: Ae2
Product: anion exchange protein 3
Exons: 15
Coding region: 854-4678 (1274 amino acids)
Biological process (GO): regulation of intracellular pH; bicarbonate transport; monoatomic anion transport
Cellular component (GO): plasma membrane
Molecular function (GO): solute:inorganic anion antiporter activity; monoatomic anion transmembrane transporter activity
Source: RefSeq, a predicted model, not a curated record